AUGGGAGGCGUUGAGGUCAAGUUGGUGAUUCAGAAGGAACUAACAAAUAGUGAUGUGACGCAAAACCAGGGUCGUCUCUCCAUCCCAAAAGGAAGAGUUAAAGAGAGUUUUUUGACAGCAAGUGAGGAAUCAUACUUGGAUUACGAGCGUAAUAAAGAUGAGAAGAUUCCAGGUAUGUAUGUAUCUAUGCUGGAUCAUAAUCUUAACCUAUGGGAUGAAAUAUGCUUGAAGAAGUGGAAAAUGGAGAAAGCUGAAAUCUACAGUAUCACCGAAGGAUGGAACGAACUUGUAGCAGAAAAAGAAUGGAAAAAAGACGAGAAGGUGUUGGUGCAACUUUGGUCUUUCAGACGCAACCACAAGCUCUAUUUUGCACUCGUCAAGCUUUAG
This is a messenger RNA of Lathyrus sativus (Indian pea), 387 nucleotides long. NCBI's taxonomy places the organism in Eukaryota, Viridiplantae, Streptophyta, Magnoliopsida, Fabales, Fabaceae. The record is from the annotation of a GenBank genome assembly.